This is a messenger RNA of Physeter macrocephalus (sperm whale), 1645 nucleotides long. RefSeq names its product transmembrane protein 150B (gene TMEM150B). NCBI's taxonomy places the organism in Eukaryota, Metazoa, Chordata, Mammalia, Artiodactyla, Physeteridae. The coding region runs from base 585 to 1292 and encodes 235 amino acids. The transcript has 7 exons. The record is from RefSeq and is a predicted model, not a curated record. Gene Ontology annotation, cellular component: plasma membrane.
ACUCCAGCUUGAUAGAGAGGAAGGGAGAGGGGAAAGCCAGUGGGGGGAGGAGGAAGGGUCACCAGGGUCCCACACCCAACUGCCUCAGGACAGAAACUGCACUCAGAAGGGCAGGCACCUGCAGGUCUGGAUUCUCCGCUCCCAAGAGGGGAACAGCUGGGAGGAUGGACCUCAGGGGCUAGAAACAAUUGCAUGAGUUCUGGAAGGGACUGGAGGCCUGGACUCCUGGGUCCCCAAGGGAGGAAGGGUGGAGAGAGCUAGAGGCUCAGAUUUCUGGGUCUUGAGAAGGACAAGGGCUGGGAGUUUGAACACUGAAGCUAUAAAGUGGGAGGAAGGAAGCUAGGGGCCCCUGGAAGCUAAGGUGCUGCCUGCUCGGUUCUGAGACUGGAAGUGGCAGUUUGGGGGUGAGGUCCUGAAGAAAGUGGAGGUCAUGUUCUUGGCCUGACAGUGUCUUUGGCUCUUCUGGAACGCCGACAGUCCCACCCCGCCACCCAGCCCUGUUCCCCAAAUCUCUCACACAGCGCCAGUCCCCAGCGCCAGUCCCAGGGCGGAUAGAGCCAGAGGGAGCCUGGACAGACCCCGGCAUGUGGGGAUACCUGUCCCUGCUGCCCGCCUUCCUGGCAUUCUGGGCUACUGCUGGCAUCUGGACCGUUUUUUCGCUUGCUGUAGCCAACAAGGCUGUGAACCUCACGGAAGGCUUCCCCUAUAUCAGUCGAUGUGGAAAUAACCCCCCUCAGAGCUGCAUCUUCAGCCAGGUGCUCAACUUGGGAGCUGCUUUGGCCGCCUGGACCUGCAUUCUCCGUUACCACCAGCUUCGGGACUGGGGGGUCGGAAAGUGGCCUAACCAGCUGAUCCUGUGGAUGGGGCUCCUCUGCGCCUUGGGCACCUCCAUAGUGGGCAAUUUUCAGGAAAAGAACCAGCGGGCCAUGCACCUGACGGGGGCCUUCUUCGCCUUCUUUGUGGGAAUAUUCUACUUCUGGCUGCAGGUCCUUCUCUUCUGGAGGAUGAAGAGCCUGCCCCAGCCUGGGGCUCCCUGGAUCGGGCCACUCCGUCUGGUCCUCUGCAGCAUUUGCACCAUCCUCACGGUGGCCAUGGUCGUCCUCCACACCUGGUCACUGCGCUCAGCCUCUGCCGCCUGUGAAUGGGUCGUCGCCAUGCUGCUGUUCAUCCUCUUUGGCCUCUUUGCGGUGGACUUCUCCGGCCUGCACGGCUGCACCCUGUGUCUCCAGCCUGGCCCUGGCAGCCUGAGCCCCCCGCCGGCCUCCCCCGUCUCCCUGAAGGUCCAGCUCUGAACACCUGGUCAGCGUAGCAUCUUCACACCUCCUGUCCCUGCCGUCUGGUUCCGCCCCUGCAACCAGGGCCACCCAGGAAGCGAGAGGCCAAGGCCAGCCAGCCAUCCCUGAUCAAGGAUAUUUAUUAUUAUUAUUAUUAUUAAUUUUUUUUCUUUUUUGCCGCCGGCGGAAUCAGAGACACGGACGCAGGCAGGAUCACGCGAAAUCAGAAUUCCUUUCGGAGAGCAAAUCCGUACAGAAGGUCAUGGGGGAAGGGAGAAGACCAGGGGAGGGGGGCCCAGGAAGGGGGAGUUGGGGACACAAGGACAGAUGGCCCUGUCCGUCCGGAUCUGCUAAGCCACCCCAACCAGACC